Molecule: messenger RNA, 5960 nt
Organism: Magnolia sinica
Lineage: Eukaryota; Viridiplantae; Streptophyta; Magnoliopsida; Magnoliales; Magnoliaceae
Product: pentatricopeptide repeat-containing protein At3g09060
Exons: 5
Coding region: 360-2456 (698 amino acids)
Molecular function (GO): protein binding
Source: RefSeq, a predicted model, not a curated record
UAUAAAUCACUCAUAGUAGGGCCCUGUGUAUGGACGUACCUGAUUUUCACAUCAGUCUGCCACGUGUACUGCGGAGAGCUUGCUCUACCAGACUACCAGUCUUCCUGCUCUACCGUCUUGUUUCCCUCGCUGCAAACACCACCGGCGCAUGAGGGAACUUCAUUUCAAAACCAGUCACCACCUUCCAUCUGAACUGAAGGUUCCUCCCCAUUCCCCCUCCAGCGUCCGUUAGAUCCACCCACUGCUACUCCUCUCUGUCUCUGCUUCCCCACCUAUUCAAGAAAAUUACAAAAAUGCCAUAGAAAAGAACGAAUGACCCCGCGAAAAUCAUUACAAAAAACCCCCUUUCUCCAUAUCCCAUGGCCCAGGAGCUCCCCAGAAUCCUUUCCCAAAAACACCUCUUCAAACUCCUAAAAUACCAAAAAGACCCUCUCUCUGCACUCUCUCUCUUCGACGCUGCUUCCGCUCUCUUCCCAUACUUCGCCCACACGCCUCACGUCCUCCACCUCAUCCUCCGCAAGCUCACCUCCCCCCCUCACGUGACAUCCCCCGUCCCUCACGUGACCCGCCUCCUCUCCCUCAUCCGGGCCCACCAGAUCCCCUGCUCCGAAGACGUCGCCCUCACCGCCAUUAAGGCGUAUGCCGACGCCUUGAUGCCCGACCACGCCCUCGAGACCUUCCGCGACAUGCCUGAGAUCUUCGGCUGCCGGCCGGGCAUCCGUUCGUACAAUUCCCUCCUUGAUGCCUUCGUGAAGUCCGGCCAAUGGGAUCGCGCCGAGUCGUUCUUCGCCUACUUCGAGACGGUAAGUAUCUUGCCUGACUUGAGGUCUUUCAAUAUCUUGAUCAAGGGUCUUUGUAAAAGGAACGAAUUUGAUCGAGCACUUUCGUUGCUGGAUCAAAUUCGGCGCCGGGGGCACGAUCCUGAUAAGUUUAGUUAUAGUAUUUUGAUUGCUGGGUUGGUGAAGAAUGGGAGGAUGUUGGAUGCGUUGGAACUGUUUGAUGAAAUGCCUGAUAGAGGGGUCAUGCCCGAUGUUGUCUGUUAUAAUAUUAUGAUUGAUGGGUUUUUCAAGAAUGGCAAUUUCGAGAACGCAUUUGACAUUUGGGAGCGGUUAUUGAAGGGGAAAUACGUUUCUCCGAAUGUUGUUACGUAUAACGUGAUGCUGAAUGGUCUGUGUAAGUGCGGGAAGUUUGGUGAGAGUGUCGAGAUUUGGCACCGGAUGAUGAGGAAUGGGCACCACCCAGACUCAUUUACUUACAGUACUUUGAUACAUGGGUUGUGUGAGGGUGGGAAGGUUGAUGGGGCGGCAAAGGUUUAUGGGGCGAUGAUUGAGAGUGGGGCAGUUCCGGAUGUUGUUACAUGUAAUUCUCUGCUUAAUGGGUUUUGCAAUGCAGGUAGGAUUGAUGAUUGUUUUGGAUUGUGGGAUUCGAUGGGACAGGCGGGUCGAAGAAACAUCGUUAGUUAUAAUAUAUUGAUGAAGGGUUUGUUUGAGAAUGGUAAGAUGGAUGAAGCGGUUUUGGUAUGGGAGUGCUUGUUAAAUAAUGGUUGCUGUCCAGAUUCGAUGACUUACGGGAUUUUGAUUCAUGGGUUGUGCAAGAGCGGGUUUUUGAAUAAAGCCUAUCGGGUACUUAAAGAGGCAGAAGGCGGAGGUGGGAAUCUUGAUGUUUUUGCUUACUCUUCGAUGAUAAAUGGGCUAUGCGGGGAGCUUAGGUUAGAUGAAGCAGUUGGGGUUUUUGGUCAGAUGGCUAAACGUGGUUGCAAUCCGAAUUCUGAAACGUAUAAUGCUCUGAUCAACGGCUUCUGCCAGGCAUCUAAUAUUACCGAAUCGAUCUGGGUUUUUUACAAAAUGGUUGAUUGUGGUUGCUAUCCUACUUCCACCACUUACAAUACUAUAAUAAGUGGUCUUUGCAAAGCGGAACGGUUCGUCGAGGCUUCUAAUGUUAUGGAAGAGAUGUUGGGGAAAGGUUGGAAACCGGAUAUGAUUACGUACAGUUCGUUAAUGGACGGUCUCUGUCAAGACAAAAAAGUUGACAGUGCUCUCGAUUUGUGGAAUCAAGUGACUGAUAAUGGCUUGGAGCCUGAUGUUGCUAUGCACAAUAUUCUCAUUCAUGGACUUUGCUCAGCUGGAAAAAUUGAAGAAGCUUUGCAAAUCUGUUCAGAGAUGAGGUGUAAGCAUUGUGACCCGAAUCUCAUUACAUACAAUACACUUAUGGAUGGGCUAUACAAAGUUGGUGAUUGUGAAAAGGUGUCUGAGAUUUGGAUUGAGAUGUUAGGUGAUGGACUACGGCCGGAUAUCAUCUCUUAUAACAUAGUCCUUAAUGGACUUUGUUCGUGUAAUAGGGUAUGUGAGGCUGUGGGAUUGUUGUACAAUGCCUUGGACCAGAACAUUCUUCCAAGUGCUGUUACUUGGAAUAUACUUGUUAGGGCAGCACUGAACCAUGGAACUUUUUCGACAUGAGUCUGUGGAGGAAAUAUUCUUGCCAGACCCAUUAUUUUGUGAGGCUACUUCAUGCUGAAUUAGUGCUGAAUUUGUACAGUGAGUUGUCGGGGAUUUCUGAGAACAUGCAUUUCAUUCUUAAAGGAAUUGAAGGCAUGUCUGUUUCUGUUCCAGCUUGUUUACUUGCCUUAAAACCAACAGCAUUCGUCUUUCCAUUCGCUAUUAUUUUUAUUCUGGUAUUUUUUUUAUUUUUUAUUUUUUUACACUUGAGCAAAUAACGGACAAUUUCAUUAAAAAAGAACCACAAAGCAGAAACACAAAAAGCUCAUGGAAAAGCAAUCAGAAAAACACUAAGACAGGAACCUUGGCCAUCUGAUCAAACGGAUUGUUUAAUCAAAUAGAGAAACACAGCAGGAAACUGAUCCUAACUGUUGCAGCACUUCUUCCAAAGAAUGGCCCUGGCUUACCACUGAAACCCAAUGCCAAAAAAGCCCACUUCAUAAGGGAGCCUUUUAUUUUGUCAAUGAGAGCAGCAGCGGAAAUCUGCCCAUCCUUGAAUAUUCUGUUGUUCCUUACUUUCCAAAUUUCUCAACAGACAACAUAUGGAGUUAAAUUCUAUAAAGGUCUUUUAUUUACUGCUAAUUGGGGAUCUUCUCCAACUGAAAAACUCCUCCAAGAUGCGCGUCUAGCCCAAGAUGUCCUGAACUCUGCAAGUCAGAAAUUACAUAUCUCUAAUGUGACUGGACAAUAAUGAAGCAAAUGAACUAUGUCGUUCUUGCACAUAAUGCACCUAUUGGGAAUGGUUGUACCCCAACUAAUAAGCUUAUCCACCAUCAAGAUUUUCUGAUGGAUCACUAACCACAUGAAAAGCAACCGCUCUUGGGGGAGCUGGAGACUUCCGAAGGAUCUUCGCUGCCCGAGAGACAACUUCAUUAUCUAUUCGCCGGAUGAGAGAUUUAGCCAUGAAUUUUCGUGAUUUCUCCCAUCCCCAAAUUCUUCAUUGGCCAUGAGAGGCUACGAUCAGGCAGUCUCAAGCAUAGAAAACAAAGACUGCAUGUCGCUCAUAUCUUCCUCUUUUUAAAGUUUCUUCAGAGUAUGAUGUUCCAUGACAAGCUAUCCCCUUUAAUUUCCUCACAGUCCUUGAUUGAAAUAUCACUCCCUGACCAAUCUGGACAGCAUAGGGAAACUGCAUGCUAGAGGACAGCUAACCAACCAGACAUCUUCCCAGAACAGGAUAGAUUCUCUGCUAUUCAUCACGAAUUCAAAUCUUUCCACUAAUGUCUUCCUUCAUGGCUUGGAUCAAUCUCCCAUUCCAACCAUAUCUUUCCAAAUUCUGGAUGCAGGCAUCCUGUUUGGAACCCCUAUCUGCUGCCCUGUACUUCUUAACAAUCACCUUAUGCCACAGUGCCUCUCUUUCCUUGCCGAAGCACCACCCCAUUACCAAGCAGUCUUCUAUUCCUUACCCUAAUCUUGCCAAUACCUUGGCUUCCUGCUUCCUUCGCGUUUUGGACUCUCUCCCAUUUCACCAACUGGAAAUUCUUCUUGGUUGCUUUAGCCCCCAUAAGAACUGCCUUUGAAUUUUAUUUAUUUAUUUUUUCUUUCUUUCUAUCCACCACAGGUGCCAGAAUCCUGAAUAGAGAUAAGUAAUAGACAGGAAGGUUGGCUAGGGUUGAUUAAAUAAGCGUUAUCCUUCCACACAAAGAUAGAUAUCCUCGCUUCCAUGCCACCAAUCUGUUUUCAAUCCUUUCAAUAACCAGAUUCCAGAUGCUCAAAGAAGAUCCUUUUGCCCCUAAUGGGAGGCCAAGAUAUGUUAUUGACAAGUCACUAGUACUGCAAUCAAACCACUUUCAAGGUUACGUAGGUGAUAAUCACUAAUAGCAACUCCAGACAUCAAGCUCUUACUAAAAUUGAUUUUAAGACCUGAAACUGCCUCAAAGCAUCCAAGGAUGAUGUUUACAUUCUUCUCCUUUACCAAGCAAAUCAUGAGAGUUCUUGUUUUGGCAAUGGGCGAAACAGGUUCUGCAAAGUUCUUCUUCUUUUCCAAGCAAAUUAUUAGAAUUCUUGCUUUGGCAAUCGGUGAAACAGGAUCUGCAAAGCAACCACAAUUGGCUGGGACAAGGCUAUGCUGGUGAUGAAUUCAACAGUGCAUCCAAAUGUACCUUUAGCAACAGAAUGUGAUGAAAACAUAUAAGAUUAUAUUUAACACUGGCAAUCUUCAUCUUUUGGGCUUAUGCUACAUAGUUAACUAUGCAGGAACAUGAAAAACUCAACUUGGGUGAGUGGCAUCUACAUGAAGUGAACAAACAGUAAGGGUGGGGUUUGUGGGCAGUGAUAACUACGGGCAUUUUGUAUUCAUGAAGAGCUGAAAAUGAAGAACACACACACCAAUGCGUGAUUUCCCUGUUGAAAAUACUUCAACAUUUGUUGAAUACAUCAUCUGUUCGUAGAAGAACUGAGCUAGCAAGGCCACCAAUAUUACCCCCAAAGCUGUGAUUUUCUGCCACUCCAACUCGGGUGAAGAGAUAAUGGCAUUGACAAUUGUGGCAGCCAGCAAGCAAAUCAGUGCCAGGAAUCCACAUUCUUUUUAAUGAGGGAAUGUCACUUGAAGGCGUCCCAUCUGCAAACUUGAAACCCAAGUGCCCCAAAUAUGCAAAUGAAUUACAUGUGUGUGAGAUUCGAUCCAUACAUCACAGUGAAUUUUUGCAGCCCAAAAAGCAGAUCAAAAGCACUCUCAGGCAGGUAGCCGUGUAAGUUAAUGUGGACCAUAUGUUAUCCUUUUCUAGCCAUCAAUCUUUGGCCAUGGUUAUUAUGGGCCCUCCUGAUGAACAAAUAGGAUCUUGCACACGUGCUACAUCAUGUUGGUCACCCAUGAUUGGCAUUGCAUGCGGGCACUUGCAAGUGGCAUUCUCCCUCUCUAUGCAUUGGGGAAACUGAGACAAAAUUCAAACAAACCCGAGCUUCGGCGUCGUCGAGCCCUUUGAGAGCAUCUUCUCCAAUGGCAUCGAACUCGGCAUUGGCGUCUUCAGCAAAUUGAGUGAGGUAGGCGGACCGCUCGUCUAAGUAAUCGGUCAGCCGGACCUUUUGUGUCUGAAGCAUUGCGAUUUUUGCAAGCAGUUCUUGCUUGCUCUUGUCUCCUCCUUCCUCGGGUGGGGAAGGCUCGGAUUCCGCUCCGCUGGAGGAGUUGCUGCAGAAGGAGAUGGUGGAUGUCUUCCUCUUGGGGAGUUUUCUUGGGCAGAGAAAGGAAGGAUUUUUGGGAGGGAAGGAGGUUUGAGUGGCCUUGAGAGUGUUCAUCUCUUUUCCUUUUUCCUGUUUGUUGCUGUGGAUAAUGAGAAGAGAGAAAUAUAGUGGGGGAGAUUUCAAACUUCCUAUAAAGACAUGAAGAUAUGAAAGGUCCAUAAAACUAUCAGAUGCAUAGUUUGCUGUUUAUCUACAUGUGGGGGCCAUUGUUCAGUGGUCUGGACCCUUCAUCUGAUGGGUCUCAUUCCUUGUGGCAGGGAUGAGCAAUGAAUAAACAAGAUUGAAAGA